UCUUGCUCCUGUACCUGUAAUCUUGAUCUGAUAGUGGAUUACUCUCUCUCCCCGAGACGUAGGGUUAAGCACACUGUUUAACCUGAACUCGUAAUUCGUGUGUGUCGAUCUUUUCGUAUUGUGUGUGUUCGUUCAUUCUUUGUGAAAUCAGUGUGAGUUCUUCGGAUUCAUAUCCAAUCGGCGAUUCUGGGCAACUCGUUUCAGUCUCAGGAAGACGGUGAAAGACGAAGAGGAUUCAGAUAGUACAAUGUUCAUCAGAAGCUGCCAUUUUCAACUCCAUACGGACAACGUGUUUCAUUCAUUUCAGAUCACUUGCAGGAAUUUCAGUUCUGUUGGGUACUUAGGCUGCCUCCGGGCCUAGGAAUUUCAGUUCAGUGACUUAAUUAAAACAUUUUAAGCCAUCGUUCGUUGCCAUUAGCAUCACUCCCUCGCUAGAAUUCUUUCUUUGACCCGAAAAUUUGUUUAGCGUAAUUCUGAAAUAACUUCUGGAAGAGGAUAUGAGUUUUUCACGAGUAGGGGCCAACCCUUGAAUUUGUUCUUCCUUUUUGUGGUUACUAAAACGUGAUCUUCAUGUAUUCGCCCUUACUUAUAUCUUUUAAAUGAAACUAGUUUCAUAGUGUCUUGAAUCUGCAUUUUUCGGUGCCAUUUUCUGGCUAAAGUUUCUGGACACGAAUGGAUAACCGGUGGACGCUGAGAGGCAUGACCGCCGUUGUAACUGGUGGAGCCAGAGGGUUCGGGCAUGGCAUGGUUGAGGAACUAGCUGGCUUUGGAGCAAUAGUUUAUACGUGUGACAUAUCCGAGUCCCACCUUAACCAAAGCUUACGCGAAUGGAAAGAGAAGGGCCUCCAAGUCUAUGGUUCAGUAUGUGAUGUAUCUUCCCAUUCCGAGAGAAAGAAACUGAUGGAGAUCGUCUCCUCUCUGUUUGGUGGCAAACUCAACAUUCUUAUAAACAACGUGGGCGUAUGUGUGUCAAAGCCGACUACAGAAUAUACAGCACAAGAUUUCUCGUUUCUCAUGGCCACGAAUUUCGAGUCUGCUUACCAUCUCUGCCAGCUCGCUCAUCCUCUGCUGAAGGCUUCAGGAUCUGGAAGCAUAGUGUCCAACUCCUCCAUUGGCAGAGUUGUAUCAUGUAUCCUUGGAUCCAUCUUUGGUGCAACAAAAGGAGUUAUGAACCAGUUAGCAAAAAAUCUAGCGUGUGAGUGGGCAAGCGACAACAUAAGGGCAAACUCAGUAGCUCCUGGUGUCAUUCCAACUCCGAUGGCUGAAACUCAUUUGCGUGACGAAAAGUUCACAAAGACAGUACUCUCAAGGAUUCCGAUGGACCGUUUUGGAGAGACAAAGGAGGUUUCGUCGCUUGUGGCGUUUCUGUGUAUGCCUGCAGCUUCAUACAUAACAGGUCAGACCGGUCUCACCAUCAACGCCUUCUCCUACCAACCCAACUCAUAAUCGGAGUAAACUCUUGUUAUGAUGUGUGAAAACAAUUUAUGCAUGUAUCCAACACUGUUGGUUAUUCACUCCGGACUCGAGCUGGCAGUUGAGUAGACAGUUACUGCAAUAAUUUGUGUUGGGUUUCAAAGUGUAUAGAGAGAUCAAACACAUAAAAGGAAUGUGUUGAAC
This is a messenger RNA of Tarenaya hassleriana, 1617 nucleotides long. RefSeq names its product tropinone reductase homolog At2g29340-like. The record is from RefSeq and is a predicted model, not a curated record. The transcript is spliced from 5 exons. Lineage: Eukaryota; Viridiplantae; Streptophyta; Magnoliopsida; Brassicales; Cleomaceae. Gene Ontology annotation, molecular function: oxidoreductase activity. The coding region runs from base 673 to 1446 and encodes 257 amino acids.